AGCGAAGAGAGGAAAGGAGGUUGUGCGCGAGCUAGGAAAGGAAAGAAAAGGAACACCCUACAUCUUGCCUUUAGCCUCUGUUUUCUGCUGUUCUGUUUUAUUAUUUUAUAUAAAUACAACCUUUGGACAGCUCGGUGGGAUUUUCCUUCGGAAGGAAGAAGAAAAGAAUCGAAAUAUUUUUUUACGGGAAAGAAAAAUCAGUUCGUCGCCUCAAAUUCAAACAUCCGGGGAAGCUAGCUCGCUCGCGCCGUCGGCUAGCUCACACAACCGAAACAUUUAAGCUAAGCUAAGCUAAACUAAACUAAAUAUUUAUCUCGUAACUUUCUGUAUUUUUCUUCCUGAAAACACUCAUUUGUGUUUGUUAAGCAAAUAAGUCUUGGUGUAAAAGAUAUAUAUUUCAAAAAACAAAAAAAACAACAACAAAAAAAAACAAAGUCGACUGUUUAUAGAUAGAUUUCUCGCGCCCACAGAUUUUAAAGGCUCUGAUUUGUAGGUUAAAAACUCCCGAAUCGCGCUUGGUCCAGCUUCAGCCUCGUUACGAAUUCAACAGCGUGUUUAACGGCGUCUUGAGAGGAAGGGUGUAGUUAUAAAAUGGCCGGAGUGAACAGUGUGGAAGCGGUGAAGCGCAAGAUUAAAGUUCUGCAGCAACAGGCGGAUGAAGCCGAGGAGAGAGCCGAGGUCCUGCAGAGACAGGUCGAAGAAGAAAAGCGCUCAAGGGAGCAGGCCGAAGCGGACGUUGCUUCUCUGAACAGGCGCAUCCAGCUGGUUGAAGAGGAGCUGGAUCGAGCUCAGGAGAGACUCACCACAGCUUUGCAGAAACUGGAGGAGGCAGAGAAGGCUGCAGAUGAGAGUGAGAGGGGCAUGAAGGUGAUUGAGAACAGGGCCCUGAAGGAUGAGGAAAAGAUGGAGCUGCAGGAGGUCCAGCUGAAGGAGGCCAAGCACAUUGCGGAGGAAGCUGACCGCAAAUACGAGGAGGUGGCUCGUAAGCUUGUCAUCAUCGAGGGUGAUUUGGAGCGCACAGAGGAGCGAGCAGAAGUUGCUGAGGCCAAAAGUGCGGAAUUGGAGGAGGAGCUGAGAAAUGUCACCAAUACCUUAAAGUCCUUGGAGGCCCAAACUGAGAAGUAUUCCCAGAAAGAGGACAAGUACGAGGAAGAGAUCAAGAUUCUGACGGAUAAGCUGAAGGAGGCUGAGACCCGCGCCGAGUUCGGCGAAAGAUCAGUGACCAAACUCGAGAAGACGAUUGAUGAUUUGGAAGAGAGGCUCGCCACCGCUAAAGAGGAGAACCUCAAGAUCCACGCCACGCUGGACGCCACUCUGCAGGAUCUCAACAACUUCUAAAAGUCUGCACCCCCCCCCCCCCCCCCCCUUCCUUCUGUCCCCUUUUUCCACCUUCUACCCACUUUACUUGCUUGAAUUAUUGCUGGGUGGCUGAACAAGGGCAAGUUGCGCGCUUUUUUUUUUUUUUUUUUUUUUUUUUUUUUUUUUUCUCGGUGUAGGUAGCACUUUAGCAUCAUUCCUCACAUUCCAGCUUCAGCCUUCAGUAUUUGCCUGGUUUCCCUUCAUUUCUUUAUCAUGUAUCUAGUCCCACUCCACCUCCCUUUUUCUUUAAAUGAGACCGCAUAUGAUAAGGCGCCAAUAUCCGCGAGUUGAAAUAUUCCCGAUUUUGAUACAUUCAUUCUGUAAUUAUGUACGAUUAGGUUAUGAGAUGGCUCUCUUUUUCAGAUUUCUGUUUUCUGGUUGGUUUAUUAGUCCCACAGUGCAAUAUUAACACAAUCUAGUAUGAAGAAUUGGAAAGGUUGCAGUGCAUAUGACUCUUCCCACGUGACUCUUUGUAAUUGCUGAACCCUUUUCUGCCCCAUUCAUUUUAACACUUGAGCACUAUUCAUUAUAACAAAUAUUUGUAUUUACUGUGCCAAUGUCAUGCAGGACCUAUAUUAUAUUUUAUAUGGCACUCUUAGCCAUGCAUUUUGCUUAGAAAAGAGUUAAGACCCAUUACUAAUUGGGCUGAAUCAUUUCAGUCGAAUUUGUUUCCUCUUGUUGUUCUGCAAACACAAACAUGACCAACUCAAACGGUUUUCAUUCAACCUUUCCAUUUCUUUAAGGCUUAGGUGUAGAGCACCAAACACUAGGCAUCAGAUUUGAGUUUGGUCUGAGGUGGGGGGGGCAAACCAGCCUUCGUCUUUUCCUCUUACGGUCACGACCGAGUUAGAGACGGGGACGUCACAUUUCCACUGCCAAAAUCAAGGUGAAGGGGUCGAUCAAGGUGAGGGAGCAGAAGGGUGAAUAGUUAAAGGUAUUAUCUGAGCAUCUCUUCAGCGUACUGUCUGUUCCGUGUACACUCGCAGAGUGAAUUAAAUACUUCAAAGCACCAAGAACCUUUUUAACUGGAAUUGAAAAAAGUUCAAGAUGUAAACAUUUUGCUAUCAGUGUUUCAUUGUAAUAAUUACACAAGAUCAAAAUUCUUUUUUUUUUUCUUUUUUUUUUUUUAAAUAAAGUACUAUAACACUUAA
Molecule: messenger RNA, 2510 nt
Organism: Ictalurus punctatus (channel catfish)
Lineage: Eukaryota; Metazoa; Chordata; Actinopteri; Siluriformes; Ictaluridae
Product: tropomyosin alpha-4 chain
Exons: 8
Coding region: 592-1338 (248 amino acids)
Biological process (GO): actin filament organization; muscle contraction
Cellular component (GO): actin filament
Molecular function (GO): actin filament binding
Source: RefSeq, a predicted model, not a curated record